Molecule: messenger RNA, 2784 nt
Organism: Fusarium redolens
Lineage: Eukaryota; Fungi; Ascomycota; Sordariomycetes; Hypocreales; Nectriaceae
Exons: 2
Coding region: 1-2784 (927 amino acids)
Biological process (GO): nucleoside metabolic process
Molecular function (GO): catalytic activity; protein binding
Source: RefSeq, a predicted model, not a curated record
AUGUCUAAUCCUCGCAACUACACUAUCGGCUGGAUUUGCGCCAUAAGCACGGAACACGUUGCCGCAACAGUCUUCCUUGAUAAAGAGCACGAACGGCCGGCAUAUGUGUCCACGAACGACAACAAUACCUAUACCCUUGGCGAGAUUGGGAAACAUAAUGUCGUCAUCGCCGUCUUGCCCGACGGGGAGUACGGAACAGAUUCCGCAGCAAGCGUCGCAACAAACAUGCUGAACAGCUUCCCCAACCUCAGAAUCGGUCUGAUGGUCGGGAUCGGCGGCGGUGUACCAACUCCGCGUGAUAUUCGUUUGGGUGAUGUCGUAGUUAGCUCUCCUCGCGCUGGGGAUGGUGGGGUGUUCCAGUACGACUUUGGCAAGACCAUACAGGGUCAAAAGUUCCAACAUACGAGAUUCUUGAAUCAGCCUCCAACCGUCCUACGGACCGCAGUGAGUAUGCUCAAGACUCAGUACGAGACGAAAGGGCAUCAGCUUGAAGACGCUAUCAACAGCAUUCUCGAGAAGAAUCCAAGACUGCGGAAGAAGUACAGGCGACCAGAGCCAAGCAGCGACAGGCUGUUCAACGCUGAAAUCACCCACGACUCAGCCUGUGCCACAGUCUGUGGUGAUAGUCCGUCAAACCUGAUAUUGAGACCCGCACGGACCGACGACGAAGACAACCCGGCAAUUCACUACGGUCUAAUUGCUUCAGCAAACCAGUUAAUGAAGGACGUUUUGGUUCGGUACAAGCUGGCAGCUGAGAAUGACGUUCUGUGUUUUGAGAUGGAAGCUGCCGGGCUGAUGAACCGCUUUCCCUGUUUGGCCAUUCGUGGUAUAUGCGACUACUCGGACUCCCACAAGAACAAGGAGUGGCAGGGCUAUGCAGCAAUGGCGGCUGCUGCAUAUGCGAAAGAUCUUCUCUGUCGAAUAGCUCCAAAUAAGGUUGAAGCUGAGAAGAAGAUCGGCGAUAUUCUGUCCGGUCUCCAAGAAGUUGCAGAAGAGCACCGGGAUGUUUCAAAGGAGCACCGUGAUAUUGCUAAGGAGCAGCUCCAAGCCCAGAAAGAUCUAGCCAAGGAAAGGCUGUCUGAAGAAAAACAAAAGUGUCACCAGCUGUUCCGCCUCACAACCAGCAGCAGGGACGUCACAUACGAGUGGUAUAAAGACCGAUUGGAAGAAAGGGUUGAAGGCACAUGCAUGUGGUUCCUCAAGCACAAGCACUUCCAGAUGUGGUUGAAACAGGGCUCUGGCCCCCUGCUAGUCACGGCGGAUCCUGGCUGUGGAAAGUCGGUGUUGGCAAAGUACCUGAUCGACCACGGCCUGCCACGAUCGACAACUAUCUGCUACUUCUUCUUCAAAGACCAAGACCAGAACACCGUCCGGCAAGCGCUUUGUGCACUGCUUCACCAGCUCUUCUCUCUGAAGCCGUCUCUGAUCGAACAUGCCAUGCCACAAUUCCGUAAGGAUGGGCAAGGUUUGAUCAACUCUACAGAAUCGCUCUGGAAGGUUCUACGCAACGCUAUAAAAGAUCCCCAAGCAGGACCUGUAAUCAUGGUCCUUGAUGCCCUGGAUGAAUGUGCCGAAUCAGAGUUUACGGACCUGAUGCGGAAUAUAGAGAGCCAAUUCCGCGGCGACCCGUUGGGCCAUGGCAAGUCGAAGUAUCUUCUAACAUGCCGCCCGUAUAAGCAGAUCGUAUCCAAGUUCCGCCACCUGUUAGGCGAUUUUCCAAAUAUCCGCAUACCAGGAGAGGAAGAGUCGAAAACCAUCAGUCAGGAGGUGAAUCGCGCCAUUACGCACCGGGUCAAUCAGCUGCCCCUCUCACCCAAUAUCAAGAGCCAUCUGGAAAAAAGACUACGGAAAAUUUCCCACCGCACCUAUCUCUGGGCAUACCUCGUGUUCGACUACUUGGAGGAAGAUGACUUUAUAAAGACACCAAUGGGGGUCCAGUCCGCCAUUGCAACGCUUCCUGCGAGUGUCAAUCAGGCAUACGACCAAAUUCUUAACAAGUCCAAGUCAGAAGAACGCCCGAUGGUUCGGAAAGUCUUGAGUAUUAUCUUGGCCGCGAGUCGGCCACUAACACUCUCGGAAAUGAAGGUUGCCGUGAAUAUAGACGCCACAUCACAGUCUAUUCACGACCUCGGCCUCGAGGACGAGGAGGACUUUAAGUCACGUCUCAGAUCUUGGUGUGGAUUGUUCGUCUCAAUCCAUUAUGGCAAGAUUUAUUUCCUUCAUCAAACUGCUCGCGAGUUUCUCCUCGCAGAUUUGGCAUCUCCUACUACUGUCCCGUCAGGGCUACGCUGGAAUCACUCCAUCACUACACGCCACGCACACGCGGUUCUUGCGGAAGCCUGCGUGCUCUAUCUGAACUUCUUUAACUCCGACGUUAGUCUACUGACAGAUGCGAAUGGGGAAGGCAGCUACUCUUCCGAUAGACGUGCCUUCUUAGAUUACUCAGCCCAAAAUUGGGGCGGUCACUUCCGCGGGGCUGGUAUCAUCGAUGACGCCACCAUUAUACCCUUUGCUCUGAGAAUUUGUGAUCCGGAUUCAAACAGCUACACGGUAUGGUUUAAAAUUUAUUGGGAGACUACAAUGAUGAGGACUACCAAAUAUUUUACGGAUCUCAUGCUAGGAUCGUACUAUGGCCAUCGUGCCAUUGUCAAGCUACUUCUCGAGAAGGGCGCCGACGUCGAGUCCAAGGACAAAGAUGGUCGGACGCCGCUAUCGUGGGCCGCCGAGAAUGGGCACGAGGCUAUCGUCAAGCUGCUGCUCGUGGUCUGCCGGUAUUGGGCAUGA